Molecule: messenger RNA, 1030 nt
Organism: Coregonus clupeaformis (lake whitefish)
Lineage: Eukaryota; Metazoa; Chordata; Actinopteri; Salmoniformes; Salmonidae
Product: E3 SUMO-protein ligase ZBED1-like
Exons: 2
Coding region: 47-901 (284 amino acids)
Molecular function (GO): protein dimerization activity
Source: RefSeq, a predicted model, not a curated record
GCACAACCUCAUAACGGAGUGCCCAACAAGAUGGGGUUCUAAAGAAAUGAUGAUUGCCAGAGUGCUUGAACAGGCCAAAGCCAUUUCUCAGGUAUUGUCUGGAGAUCGAUAUGCACGCUCCCUUAUCCCAACCUGGCAGGAUAUUGACGUGUUGGAGUCGAUUCACAAGGCACUGCAUCCUCUACUGGAGUUUACUGAUGCUCUUUCUGGAGAGGAGUAUGUAAGCAUCUCCUACCUCAAGCCAGUUCUCCACCUUUUUGCCACAUCAGUCCUGGCUGAAGAUGCUGAGGACACUGACCUGACUAAAUCAAUAAAAACCAAAGUCCUAGCAUACCUCAAUAACAAAUAUGGAGACCCAAACAUCCAGGAGCUUUUGGAUGUUGCCUGUUUCCUGGACCCUAGGUUCAAAAUACAGUACAUCAGUACAGACAACAUCCCUGCUAUCAAGACUCGUCUGAAGACAGAGAUAGUAGACUUGGCACAACGUACAUAUCAUUGGGAGAAGAGGUCUCGUACUGAAACUGUUCAGAUGCCUCAAAGUGCACAGUCCUUGGGGGAAAAGACGAAGAGGUCUCUUGGCAGUUUUUUCAAGACCAGUUCAGCCUCUCCUUCUUUGCCUGUAAAUCUUGAAGAUGUCGCAGAGGCAGAGAUAAACAAUUACCUGAUGACUCCUACCAUUGAUGGAGAAGAUGAUCCAUUGGCUUGGUGGAGGGUGCACAAGAUCAGCUACCCACAGUUGUGCACCAUGGCACGCAAGUAUCUUUGUGUACCUGCUACAAGCGCUCCCUCAGAGCGUCUUUUUAGCACAGGAGGGAAUAUUGUGACUUGCACUCGCUCAUCCUUGAAGCCAGAAAAAGUCAAUAUUCUGGUUUUCUUAGCAAAAAAACCUGUGAGCCACUGAGAACAGAACUGUUGGAUAAGUAUGGCUGGCAGUGCCAUACUCGUAGUGAACUUUAGUCUGUGUGGUGUGUUAUUGUUGUGUACUUGAGAUAAGUGAGGCUCAUCUAUUUUAUAUUAUAAUAUUCAAAUC